Messenger RNA from Daphnia pulicaria, 1277 nucleotides. RefSeq names its product spectrin beta chain-like. Gene Ontology annotation, cellular component: cortical actin cytoskeleton; cell junction; cell projection. NCBI's taxonomy places the organism in Eukaryota, Metazoa, Arthropoda, Branchiopoda, Diplostraca, Daphniidae. The coding region runs from base 36 to 1277 and encodes 413 amino acids. Gene Ontology annotation, molecular function: actin filament binding. The record is from RefSeq and is a predicted model, not a curated record. The transcript has 3 exons. Gene Ontology annotation, biological process: neuron development; actin cytoskeleton organization.
AGGCCCUGCGUGACGGCUGGGAGGAAUUGCAUCAAAUGUGGGAGAACCGCCAGCAGUUGCUCUCUCAGUCCCUCAACUUGCAAAUGUUCUUGCGAGAUGCCAAACAAGCGGAAGUUCUUCUCGCUCACCAAGAACACGUUCUCUCCAAGGAUGAAAUGCCAGCCAAUUUGGAACAAGCAGAGAAUGCCAUUAAGCGCCACGAAGCAUUCCUUACCACAAUGGACGCCAACGACGAUAAGGUCAACAACGUAAUCCAGUUUGCUCAGCGUUUGGAAGACGAGGGCCACUUUGCAGCCGACAAGGCCCAACGAAAAGCAGAAAACAUUAGUGAACGUCGUGAGGCUAACCGCCAGAGAGCCGUUCAACUUAUGGAGAAGCUGCGUGACGCCCUCCAACUUCAACAGUUCUUGCAAGACUGCGAAGAGCUUUCUGAAUGGAUCCAAGAAAAGAACAUAAUUGCCCAGGACGAGACUUAUCGCAGCGCUAAAACAGUUCACUCCAAGUGGACUCGUCACCAGGCUUUUGAGGCUGAAAUAGCUUCAAACAAAGACCGACUCUACCAUAUCCAGCAGGCUGGGGAGCAAUUAAUUACUGAAAAGCCAGAAAUUAUUUCAACCAUUGAUCCGCGUAUCCAGGAAUUGAGUCACCAGUUUGAUGACCUCGAGAGGACAACACGCGAAAAGGGUGAACGCUUAUUCGACGCUAAUAGGCAAGUCCUUUACGAGCAAACCUGCGAUGACAUCGAUACCUGGAUGUCUGACCUGGAGAAACAGAUGGUGACUGGAGGCACUGGCGAGGACUUGGCCUCUGUCAACAUCUUGAUGCAGAAGCAGCAGAUGAUUGAAACGCAGAUGGCAAUCAAAGCCCAGCAAGUGUCUGAAUUGGGCGCACAGGCCGAGUAUUUGGAGCGCAUGACGCCCGAGAAGGUGGAAGACAUUCAACAGAAAAAGGAAGCUGUCGAAAGAAGAUUCGAUGAGCUGAAAGCACCACUGGUCAGACGCCAACGCGAUUUGGAGAAGAAGAAGGAAGCAUACCAAUUCCGUCGCGACGUCGAGGACGAGAAGCUCUGGAUCUCAGAUAAAAUGCCGUUGGCCACUGCCAGCGACAAUGGCAAUUCACUCUUCAACGUCAACGUCUUGAAAAAGAAGAACCAGUCACUGAGAACAGAAAUCGACAACCAUGAACAGCGCAUUCACUUGGUAUGCAACAACGGACAGAAAUUGAUCGACGACCAAUACUUACAAGGGACUAACCCCAUCCAGAUCAAGAACGAGUAA